Molecule: messenger RNA, 372 nt
Organism: Psilocybe cubensis
Lineage: Eukaryota; Fungi; Basidiomycota; Agaricomycetes; Agaricales; Agrocybaceae
Exons: 2
Coding region: 1-372 (123 amino acids)
Source: RefSeq, a predicted model, not a curated record
AUGAGGUUCUCCAUUACCAUCCUUUCCCUCUUUGCAAUUGCUGCAUAUGCGCAGACAUCGACUUCUCCUGGAUCUGCCGCACCCACUGGUAGUGCUUCCUCCGCUGCAGCGAGCGCUCAAUCGUCUUCCGUUUCCUCGGUAUCCGCCUCGGCUUCAUCUGCAUUGGCAUCCGUCAGCGAUGCCGCAUCUAACGCAACAUCUUCCGUCAGCGCGUCAGCCAGCUCUGCCUCUGCAAGCAUUUCGGGUGCCGCUGCCAACCAAACCUCGACGGAUAGCGCAGCUGCGCCAUCUAGUACUGGCGCUGCUUUGGCCAACGGCGCGCACGGCGUGGCUGCUCUCGUUGUUGCAGGAGUCCUUGCCGCCCUCGUCUAA